Molecule: messenger RNA, 9904 nt
Organism: Zootermopsis nevadensis
Lineage: Eukaryota; Metazoa; Arthropoda; Insecta; Blattodea; Termopsidae
Biological process (GO): phosphatidylinositol phosphate biosynthetic process; intracellular signal transduction
Cellular component (GO): phosphatidylinositol 3-kinase complex
Molecular function (GO): 1-phosphatidylinositol-3-kinase regulator activity
Source: RefSeq, a predicted model, not a curated record
UAUAUAGUAAAUCAACAUGUCGGUUGUUCUGUGUGUGUAACUGUUCCAGGGAUAAAUUUUAUUGAUUUAUUAAUCUGGGGGUUUUCAAUGCAGUGGUUGUGCUAUACGUGUAAAACAUUGCAUUUACUGCCAAUAUUAUGGGAGUAUACAUAUACAGAUAUUUUAAUCGUCAAAAUUAUAGUGUGAACUUUAAUUAAAGUUCACAUUUGUAAUGUGACAUGCCAUGAAGAGCAUAUAAGAGUUAAGUGAAUAGAUGGAGUCUCUACCAACAAGUUCUGCUUGGUCAGAAGCAUUUCCUUCCAGUGAUGACAGUGGGUUGCUAAUGACCAGUGACUCCAUCUCCAGUGAGAGUUGUGCCUGCCAUUGCACUAUGGAGCUGCAGGAGAGUGAUAGUGAAGAAAAGUCAUUAUCUCAAGAUGAUUCCCUGGGUUAUAAUGAUGGUAUGUGUGGUAAAAGUUUCAACACAUUGAAGAAGGGACUAGGUUGGCCCACAGUCCGCAAGCAAUUGGUUACUAUUGAGCCCCCUCCUGAGUUUCAAGACAGUCCACCAUCACCUGUGGAUGACUGCACAAGCCUCUUACUGUUUCGGGAAGCACAGAAUUCUACUGAAAACAUAUUGGCAGAUUGUAGUAGUGUUCAUUUACUUAUACCUUGGCUAGAGAAAUUUGCUUCCAAAUUAGUAUCUGCACUGCUAGAAGAAGCAUUAUGUAUAUCAUGCAAAGUUACGUGGUCAAUCCAGUGCUCUCAGGAUUGCCACCCUACAGCCAUUCGGCAGGAGCAUCAGCAGCAAGAGCAGCAGACAACAGCAUCCCGCAUCAUAGGGCGUUGGAGUGGGCCACGCCUCUGUUGGACUCCUGAAUUGCUACCAUUUAGCAGUCCUUGUAAUCGCCCCAGUUCCCGUAGUUCCCUGGCCUCUUCCCGUCUCUCAAGCUCACACAACUCACUCUCUGUUCCAACUGCAAACAAGGCAGAUGAUUCUAGCUUCAUCACAUCAGCAAUGUCACAUGAUGUGCUCACUGCCAGUGAGAUCAGUGAUAUGUACAAUGUUCCAUUUGAUAGUGAUAUAUAUGCAGUGCCCAUUGAUGUUGUGCGACCACCAAGGACACCCCAACGACCCAAGCGACAGCAACGUCACCAUCGCAAACGUCGGAGACAUGCAUCUUCUGGUUCUCAGACAGAACUGGAUCAUUCAGCUAGGCAACAGGUAAACCUCAGGAGCAAAACUGUCAUAUCUAGUCAGAUCCAUACAGUCAAGCUGCCUUUGCAUACUGACACAGUAAUUGAGUCAGGGGGAGUGAAACGUCAUAGUGUACCUGGUACAUCAAUGGCACGACAGACACGUUCGGCAAGCACAGAGUGCCCAUCGGCUGCUGUGGGUGAGCCUAUCCAUAUGACCCUUCAUGAGGUGCGUCAAUACCUGCAGAACCUGUACUCAAGUUCAAGUGAUUCUUCUGACAACAAGAGCAAGAUUGACGUAGCCACUCCAAAACACCAGCACAAGACUGCAUACAACAACAAUAACAACAAUAAUAAUAGAAACAACCACAGGUGCACUGUUGAAGAUAUGGAAAUUUCUUCAAAAAGUAUAAGUGGAAGCAUUGUAACAAAUAGUGCAAGAAAGAACAAGAAGAAUACAUUUAUGAUCAACAUUAAAAAUAAAAAGUCAAAAGAUCCUUGUGAUGUUGUUGCAGCAAGGGAUAAGGACAGUUCUGUAAAAUUUGAAUUUUCUGGGGACAAAGAGAAAGUUAAGAAGCCUCCCAGUGGUCGCCAUAGUUUCUCAGCAAAUCUUAAACAGACAUUGUGCAACAUAUUUCGAAUCCGGAAACUGUCAUCUCCUGAUCAUCAUAUUGCAGCAGGAGGGAAGCCUGAUAUAGCAGGGUGCUGUGAGGGAAAUGGGACCAUUUCUACUAAUGACGGUAUCGAUGUCCUGCACCCCAUCAGUGGCAAAGCGCCAUUCCUAAGACGUGCACUGCCUCCUCUUCCUGCCACGGUUAAGCUUCCAGAUGCUGACUUGGACUCCAGUCCAUUGCCUUCUCCUGAAGAAGGGCCUAUGCUUGUUGAUGACGAGGAGUUGGGAGAAGAGCCAAGCAUGGAUUUUGCUUCUAGUAUUGAGAAAGUAAAAGAUUAUGGCUGGUACUGGGGUCCUAUUUCUGGAGAAGCUGCUGAGAAGAUUCUCUCAAAUGAACCAGAUGGUUCCUUUAUUGUUCGAGACAGCAGUGAUGACCAUUACAUUUUCUCAUUGACGUUCAAACUGAAUGGCUGUAUUCGUCACGUUCGGAUUGAACAUGAUCAGGGUAAUUUUAGCUUUGGAAGCUGUACAAAAUUCAAGAGCCACACAAUUGUAGACUUCAUAGAGAAUGCAGUGGAGCAUUCUCGUAGUGGGCGGUACUUGUUUUUCUUACACCGACGCCCUGUUCUGGGGCCCAUGAGAGUGCAGCUCUUGCAUCCAGUGUCACGAUUCAAGCAGGUGCAGAGCCUCCAACAUAUGUGCAGGUUUGUGAUCUUGAAGUUGGUGCGUCGAGACCUGAUCCCAUCUCUGCCUUUGCCACGCAGGGUAAUUGAUUACCUGAGUACACCUCACUACUAUUCAGAGCAGCUGGUGGUGGAGGAGGAACUAGUACCUUCUCCUGAUGAUGUAGAUGUGUUUCCCUUUGUGCUACCAGGACUUUCCUGAGAUAUGCCUCCACUAGGCCAAUACCAAGGCACCAGGCAAUUGAUGUAAAAAAAACACAAAACAGAUGGUGUCAUGGUGGCACAUUGCACCAUAACAUGUAUUAUGGUAACAAUGUACUAUGCAGAUCAGGCAGUUUCCAUGGUUGUAAGUACAAAUAUCAUUUGUGACGUGGAUAUUUAAGUUGAUAGAGCCUUUGUGUCAUCCCUGUUUUGUCAUACAUGGGUUUGAUUCCUAAUAUAAAUGUAGGUUCUCUCUGAAGUAAAUGACUCCAGACACAUGUUAUGAUAAGUGUAAAGACAGAAGAUAUGUAUCGUUGGUCAUGCACAUUUCUGAAAUUGCUUUUGUAUUUGGAUAAUAAGAAAGUAAAACAUGAAAGAUACAUUGACCAUCCACAGUGCUUUUAGUGACCAAAUUCAUACUGAAUUCCUGCCAUGACAGGUUUAUAAAAAUAAUAAAAAUAGAUAUAAACCCUUCACUAACAGUCUUAUAGGACAAGUGUUCAUUUUUAGAAGAUUGUUAGAAAGAUGAUAGACUUCAGCUCAGUAACCAGUGUUACCUGGAAUUUGAAACAGCCCUUGGAAAUGCAGCUGGUUGUAAGGAAUAUGCUAUGAAACUAGCCUAAAAUCAGCCCACUUUUAUUGUUGUGUGGAAUAUGUAAAUUUUCCAUAUUUAUAUCCUUUCAAAUGUUUCCCCAGAUAAAUUAAUAUAUAUUGAAUAAUUUAUGUUUAUGUUUUAUUUAACCCUGUGAGCAGUCAAUUUCUUCUGCACUUUCUGUCCAAAGGUAUUAUCUGAAACAUUUACAGAUGAUAUUGUACAUAUUUUAGGUUAUAUAUUAAUCUUUUUUUUUAAAAAAAUCCAUGAUCUACUCAGUGGUAUCUGACAUCUUUCUUUAAACCAUGAAUGCAGUCCAGUUGUCACACCUGCAUAAUACUUGUCUAUACCACUGUAUUUUCAAUUUGUCCAACUUUUCUGGUAGUGUUUCUUCUUUCAGAUCUUGCAUACUUGGUUUAGAAUUUUAUCUCUUCUUGUUCAUUUCCUUAUACAUGGUAGAAAUUUUAUCUCUGCUGUUUAUAAUCUGCUUACAUCUCUGUUGUAAAAGAGAUAGUUUAUGUAUUUUGCAUAAAUAUCUAUAAGUUGGUUAGACAUAUCAGUUAACUGUGAUUAUAUGCUUACUGCUCAAAGGGUUAAGAGCAUGACAAUCUUGCUAUUCAUUAUAUGUACAAAAUUAAAGGUCACAUUUGCAUGUUUCCUUUGACAUUCUUUGUAAGGCAAUUUGCAGUGGCAUCUAUUAUAUAAUGUGCACUUAAUUAAUUUACUUAAAAUGUGAAUUAAAGGAAUGUGUAUUAGCCAGAACAUUCAUCCAGAGAUAGAAGGCAUAUCAAUGAAGUGUACAGGUGUAGUGCUGUUCUUGUUUAUUACACUUGUCAGGAUUAUUAGUCAGAUAAUAACCUGCAUUAUAAUUGAAGUUAUCUGACAGUUUCCUAUUCUCUGUAAUUGUUCACAAUUGGUUAAACAAGGUGUUUCCAUAGAAGUACCUAUUUUAAGAAUUCAUAUGCAGGUGCCUGACUAAGCUGAAAGCUCUUACAUUGUUAGAUGUCUUAAGUCAUAAAACAUUUUGUAAUGGACCUACAGCCAUUUCAUUUUCAGAGGUCUGUAAGAAUGAAGGGAGGGAUAUAAAUUGUUUUAAUACCAGUGUUUUUAUUGUAUCAUCUCAUUCAAGGUAUUAUACAUUGUAAGUGCCCAAACAGAUCACCAUUAGUACAGACACAUGCAUGAGCCUAGCAUAGGAGUAAGUCACACACACACACACACACAUAUGCUCAUAUGUACCUGCAGCACAAUGGACAUUGUCCAUUGCAUCCUGCAUGUGAUACCAUACAGGUGGAAUUCUGGCAGAUGGAGUUUUUGAUACUGCAAAAAUGGAAAUUGAUUAGGUUCAAGUCUGGCAAUCAUGGGGACCAUUCCAUAUGUACAUACAUACCUUGAAACUCUAACUAAUCCAUUGUACAGUCUGAAUUGAGUUUGUUUUUCUCUUUGUUUAACCCAUUUGCUUAUCAAUUUGUUACUCUAAUGUAAGUUGCAGACCUCUGUGUAUGAGUUAUGGUUUAUUGUAGUUAUGUUACAGCAUUGCUAAGUAAGCCAAAAACAACUAUGAAAGAUUUUAUGCUUUAAACCUAAUAAUUUUCUUCAUUAGUACCAUGUCUAGGAUUUCAUUUAGGGAAUAUUUUUUUAAAGUCAGUCAACAUUAGCUUAUUUUGUUGACAUUUUUAGUCCCUUCAUUUCCAGAUAUUUAUUUUUCAAUGAAAUUUUGUUGGAAAACUGUUUCAUUUUGUUCAAUACUUUUUUGAACUGUUCAGUUUUUAUGAAACUCUGUAAAAAAAGCUGUCCCAAUAUACCCCAUCCAGGCACUUUGGGGGGGGGUGGAUUUUAGAAGAGGUAGAGCUCCUACUCAUUCUUAACCUCAGCACUAGAUGGGGGUGAGUGGUCAGCGCCAUGCCCCAGCCGUGCUUUACCCCCUGGGAAGGGACCCCUGGUACCCAUUUGAUAGGAGGUUGGGUGGGCCUCAUAGUCACUCUGGAUGCAGAGUCUAGAGGAAAAAUCCUGUGCUCCCGUCAGGGAUCGAACCCCGGUUGCCCAAUCCGUAGCCAGUCAUUAUACCGACUGAACUGUUCUGGUUCCUUAUGAAACUCUGUGUGAUCAUAAUGCUAUUUGGAGGCCAUACCAUUUUUAUCUUCCUGUUGUUAGUGAUACCAACAUGAUGGUCAUGCAAACUUAUGUAGUGUGUACAACACUAGCACCUGUCAUUGUAGAGUCUUGAAAUGUUGUUUAUGAUAGACCAUUAAAAGAUAUGCAUCUUUUAUUGACAUACAUGAAAAAUAAUAUGGUGACUACGUAUAAUAUAUUUUGGUGUUAAAUUUGAUAAAUCAUUGCAACUUGACAAUUGAAAUUUGUAUAAUGACAUGUUGUCCCAUUUAAGUUCACCAUCCCUCAUUCUGACACUCAGACCAGUUAAUUUAAGUGCCUAUUAUAUACUGUUUAUUAAUACAUGAAUUGCAGCAGCAGGCAUAUAAUUUGACCAUACUCUACUGUGUUAUGGGCAGAAAAGAGUUAAAACCUAUUGUAUUUAAUCCUUCAGGACUAAAAGAUGCACCAUACCAGCUGCAAGUGCUGUUAAUAUCAUCAUAGUGAGUGGUUUACAUCCCUUUGGCUGUUUCUCACAUCCUAGUCACCUAAUAUUUUUUGCCCCUUUCUCAGUGUAACAGGUGGCAAGCCUGCUGCCUAGAUACAAUUUCUACUCAAUCCAGAAGAGACAUGGGUGAGAAACAUGAAUUUUGCUUAUGAAACAUUUCUUUCAUGCUUACAAGGUUCUUUUACAUGCUGAAAAUCUAUGACAUGGUACUGCCAGCUUUACUUCCCCUCCGAAGGAUGUUAUGCUACAAAAAUUUGUCACCCUUUAAAAUCUGUCGACUUUGGCCAGGUUUGAACCUGCAAACCUCGAGUCUAGUGACAAGUAUGCCACCACUAGACGAGUGCUUUUAAUAUUUUUUCUCAUAAUAGGAAAGUUUACAGAAUGGUCAGAAACAUUGUGUCAUGUUUCACAAAUUAACCCAUUCCAUUCAGAUGUCAUUGUCGAUUAGACACCAUAUUUCAUCCUACUGGGUCCAGUGCCAAGGCAGCCUUAACACAUGGACUAUAUCUUCUGCCAGUCAUGUGAACUUUUUGGAAUUUGUUCAUUAGCAGUUCACAUUUACUAAUGGAAAGCUUCAUACUAUCACUUGAAAUCACUUUAAACAAACUUGCUUUGGGUCAGAGUUUUUGCAGAAUAUAAUUAUCACAAAUUUGCCAUAAUCUGGACUGGGCUACUACAGUAUGCCAAAAUAAAUUUCAAACAAUAAUGAUUUAAUAACAUGCUUACAACAUUGUGGGUGAUCUAGAACUUGAACAGAGCAGAGCACUUGAAAUGUACGUUAGUGAGAUGAUGUCAGGUUAUUGAGCUUAGUAUUUAUCAUGCUGAAAUGCACCAUAUCGAUGUUGGGAUCAGGAAUAGUUUCAUACUGCCAACCUGUAUGAAGAGCUUUCAUAGGAUAUAAUAAUGAUGAUAUUUUAUUGCAUUUAUCACAUUUAAACGAAAUGUUAUGUUUACAAAAGGUGUAACACCUAGUCAUUUACUGUUCUUUCUCAGACCAGUGGAGCAUAUAGUGUAUAAUUCUUACAGUAGGAAUAUAGUAUAAUGCAGUGAUUCCCAAACUAUUUUUCGUGGAUGUUGUUAGUUUCAAAGGGUUCUGACAAUAUAUAUUUCUAAUGGCAGGUUUUAUUGUUAAGGUCAACCUCUCCAGUUAACCACAACCCAGAGAAGGUUGCUUGGGGACAGAAUAUACGUAUGGCCCUGAUUAUGAAGAGAGAUCUCUCACACAUGAGACUUCUAUUCCAUAUUGACAUAAUAGAUCACUAUGAAAUCUUUAUUGCAUUUAGUUGUGAAAAUUUUAGGAUUUAAAUAAUGCAAUUUUCUAUAAGAAUUACACAAUCCAAAAGCUGCAUGGUGAAGUAAAUACUAAAGUAGAAUGCUAAUGCAGGUGCAUGGACAGCCAGUAUUUUGAACGUUUUACAGUUUUUACCGAAGUUGAGAGGAAUGUUUUAAUUUAUGUUGUCUGUUAUUUAACCCUUUCACUGCCAAUGAAUGACAUUUUUAACAAAUUUUUAUUUGUAUGUAGUCUAAAGUGAUUACAAAUUAAUAUAAAUAUAGCAUCUCGCAGUUAGGCGUAGUAAUUUUCAAGUAUGUGGUAUUCCUACUAAAAACAAGUACCAUGCAACACAUACUUGUGACUGUACACUGCAGUUGUAUUUAUUUAAUGAAUGCUAUUUGCUGAUGAAAUCUUCAAACUACUGUUUUAAAGCUUAAUCAAAAAUAUGUCAUAUAUCGCAAGAGACACUACAUACUCAGAUGCAGAGAUGUUCAUCAUGACUUUCAAAGGGCUGAAUGAUUAAUAUUAAUAUUCAAUAUAACAUUUCUUGGCAUGAAAUAUUUUGAGGCACAUCUGCUUCCCUGUGGAGUUCAUGUUAAAAUCACUCUGUCCUUGCAUCUGUACACAUGAAAACUGAAGAACAGGUGAACUCAUUUUCGUGAAAUUUUAUAUUGAGGUUGUUUUUCUAAAUUUUUUUGACAUAUUCCAAUGAGCACUUUACAUGAAGGCCUAUAUACAUUUUUGCACUCUGAAAUAAAUGGGUGUGGAGCCACUAGUCAGGAAUUCCUUGUCCAUUCACAAAGGUCAAACACAAAAUUAUUGUGAAUGUGCCAGAAUUUUUAUUUUGUGCAUACAUUUUUUACUUGUUUAGAUACUGGUGUCAUCUUUAUGAAAUGCCUGUACUAUACUUCUCACAUCCAGUGUUAUUGAUUCUAAUUUUGCACUGAAACAUUGGGUUUUCCUUGUUUUAUUUCUGGAACAAUCCCUUUCAACUCCACAAAAAGUAUGUGUGUCCCAUUCACAAGCCACAACAUACCUUUAUGAUCAUGAUCCGUUGUUAUGAAAGGUGACACCUGAAUAUUAACCUACCAAAACAUUCAGCUGGCUAACAUUAUUUGUAAUUAAAAAUAAAAAACCUGUUCUUGUCACACCCAAGUGACAUAAUCUGGUGUUAAAAUAUCUAUUGUAUCUCUAACUCUUCGCUUCAAAAGGCCUGUGCCAUCAGUUUUAAUUUUUGACUCCAUUUGUUUCCCAUAUUCCUGGAGAUAUAAGUUCCUCGUCUGUGGUCCAGGUUUCAGACUUUCACUAACAACACAGAUACGCCUUCACAUUUUUUAAUGCAUAAUUUUGGAAAGUUCUUUUUUACACUUUCACAUGUGAGAUCUGGACUUGUUGGAAUUUUACAUCUUACAAUAAAUUAAAGGCAAGCCUUGACAUAGCUUAUCCUUCCUAUGCAGAGAUUGUUUAUGAUCACCUAAAUGAGCAUUUCCCAGGUUCUGAAUGGGGCUGAGCAUGUAUGUCUGCCCACAUGAUUCAACUAAAGAACCACUGAAUGGAUUUGGAUGAAAUAUGGUAUGGAGGUUAUGCCAUUGAGGACUACCCUAAAAUCACACUUCUCUAUUUUCUAAUAUUGCUAAUACCAACAUGGCAGAAGAACAAACUUGAUGGUGGGAUUGGCACUAGUGCCAUUUGCAGUAGGAUCAUACAAUGAUGUAUGCUUAUAGACUUUCAGAAAAUAUAAAAGUUUGUGAGAGUAAUUCUUUGUAUAAUAUAAAAUAACAACAUAGCAGCUGCAUGAAAGGAAAACAUUGACUUGACCAGGUUUUGAUCCCAAGUUCUCAUAUGUGCGAGUCUAGUAUACUACACAGAACCAACAUGCCUUGUGAUGUACCAAUAGUGUAACAGCACUUACAGAAGACAUAAAGACUAUGAUUUGUAUAGUUGGAGACUAAAGUUGUGUAAGUAAGAUAACAGAUACAAUCUUUUAUCAAUAAUUCAAAUUUUGCAAAGUGUAUUCUGAUACAGAUACCUUUCCAGUCUUGUUUUCCUGCCAUUCAUGUGAUGUUAAAUAUGUAAAUUGAUGAUACAGAUCAUUUGAAGCGAGGAGUCAGAAAUUCUUGAAUCUAAAACUCCAUAUCUCAUUUGUAAAAACUUGAAUACCAAUGUGACAUACAGAGCAAUGAACAGGCCACACAUUGACCAUUACUAGACAACACAGAUAAACUUUCACAGUUUAUUUUUCUUCUUGUGUUUCUGUCAUAUUUCUGCAUUAAGUGUUAUAAAAUAGAUUAUCUUAAAAGCCAUACCAUAAUUUUACAGACACAUUCUAUAUGCAACUUUUAGUUUUGAGGUACGGUUCUGUCAGAAGUUUUUGAAGCCAAUAGGACAAGUUUGGGAAACAUUUUAUAAUAUAAGAUAUUUGACUUGUAAUAUAAAUUGACACCCCUUCUUCAUGUUGAAACAAUAUUUCAGUUAACAUAUCAUUGCCUAUUUAUUUGUUUAACUUACAAAUUGUAUAUCAUUUUACUAUCAAUUUAUACUUGAUGUAUAAGACUGAAUAUGUAUGUUUUGUACUUUGAAAAUGUGCCUGAACAAGAAUUGAGUGAACACAAAUUUCAGAGACAUUUUCAGCUUGAAAAUACUCAUGUUGAUGUUGAACCUUUUCUUCAUAUGUACUAUUCUGUCCACCUGUCUAGAUUGUACACAUUUAAUUGAUUAAUCCUAGCUUUUCUGUAUUGUGAAUGCUUAAAUGGUGUGAAGUACAUUA